CACACGUGUGUAGGAAAACUGGCGUACUUUAUUGUGCGCUCUCUACUAAACCCCUGUACGAGCAGGUCCAUCAGGAAUUCUCUUUGGGUUGCUUUGAGGUACCAUACACCCCAUCUACUAACUGCUGACAUCCGAGCACCAGGUAUCUGCCAGAUACACAGCUUUUUCUUUAAGGUCCCUAUCAGCAAUCUCUUGGUCCCUAUGGCCGAUGCAGAGCCCAUGCUGGUCCCUGCCCCUGGGGGGGAGAAGAGAGCAUGCCCUGCUUUGGAGGAGGAGGAGGUUGACCACAGCACCAAGAGACCCAGAGUCCAGAAGGAUGAGAAGAACGGAGGGCCCUCUCACAAGCUGCCCCAGGAUGAGGGAGAAGAGCCAGAGGGGGAGGAGACGGAGCCAUUGGAAGAGGAUGGAGAAGGGGAAGGGUUGGGGUCAGGAGAGGCCUUUGCAGAGAUGAUGAAGCAUGGCCUCACAGAGCUGGAUGUGGGGAUUCUGAAGUUUGUCAGUGAACACCAGGGGUUCUCAGGCAUUCUCAAGGAGAGGUACUCUGACUUUGUGGUGCACGAGAUCAACAAAGAAGGCAAGACAGUGCUGUUGGAUGAUCUCUCCGUUCCUGAGGAGGCUGAGGAGGCCACGGUAGAGCAGCCAGAGUCCCAGGUUUUCACAGAGGAGCAGAAACAGCAGCUGGAGCAGCUACAACUCUUCAAGAACAAAGAGGGCGACGUCUCUAUAGAGGUAGCCGAUGACACAAAAGAGAAGCGGACCCUUGUCCACAAGGCUGUGAAGACCCUGUACCCUGGACUGGAGACCAAGACAGAGGAGCGGGAGGGAAAGAAGUUCAUUGUGGCCUACCACGCAGCCGGGCAGAAAGCCCUCGCAGCCCCCAGGAAACACUCCUGGCCUAAGAGCCGCGGGGCCUUCUGCCACUUCGUCCUCUACAAGGAGAACAGAGACACCAUGGAGGCCAUCAACGUGCUCUCAAAGUUCCUCAGGAUGAGGCCCAAUGUCUUCUCCUACAUGGGGACCAAGGACAAGAGAGCCAUCACUGUGCAGGAGAUUGCAGUUCUCAAGAUCACAGCAGAAAGACUGUCUCACCUCAACAAGUGCCUCAAUAACUUUAAACUAGGAAACUUCUGCUACAAGAAACACCCUCUGAAGCUGGGGGAACUACAGGGCAAUCACUUCACUGUGGUCAUCAGGAACAUCACAGGGACAGAGGAGCAAGUCCAGCAGGCCAUGUCCUCCCUUAGAGAGACAGGCUUCAUCAACUACUACGGCAUGCAGCGCUUUGGCACCACCGCCGUGCCCACACACCAAGUUGGCAAGGCCAUCUUGCAAGACAACUGGAAGGAAGUGAUAGAUCUGAUCCUGAAGCCUCGCCCUGGAGCGGAGAAAGGUUAUCUGGUGAAGUGUCGUGAGGAGUGGGCCCAGUCCCAGGACCCAGAAGCAGCGCUGCAGAAGCUGCCUGUUAAACGCUGUGUGGAGGGACAGCUGCUCCGAGGUCUCUCCAUGUACGGCAAGAAGAACAUCAUCACUGCCUUCGCCAUGAUCCCUCGUAACAACCGGCUGAUGUACAUCCACAGCUACCAGAGCUUUAUGUGGAACACCAUGGUCAGCAGACGCAUUGAGGCCUUCGGACUGAAGGCUGUGGAGGGAGACCUCGUGCUCAGGGGAGGCACUGCAUUCGUACUGUCCGCAGCAGAGGCCGAGACCCACUCUAUCCAAGACGUGGUGAUGCCCCUACCAGGGUUUGAUGUCAUCUACCCCACUCACCACGUGGGGAAGGGCUACAGGGAGAUGCUGAGUGCAGAUAACCUGGACAUUGACAACAUGAGACACAGGGUGAGGGACUACUCUCUGGCCGGGGCCUACCGACGCAUCCUCAUCAAACCCAGUGACGUCAGCUGGUCUGUAACACUCUAUCACCUCGGUAUCAGUUAAUACAACUAUUUUCAGUCUUAGCUAACUAUAGGAAAAAGCGAACGAAUAGUGUUGGAGGAGUUUUCGUUACACAUUCUAAAUGAAUAAAAAGGAGCUGAGGAUUGCUUCCUUUUUUCCUUGCGCAUGAUAAGGUGAUUGCCUUGUAUGAUAUUUUCUCUACAUUCGUGAGUUGUGUUUCAUCUCUCAUUCUAUAGGGAGGUGAUUAACUAUGAGGACCCUCGUGUCUCCCUGGUCCACACUGAUGUGGAGAAACUAGAGGACCAACCUCCCCCAGUCUUCAACAAAGAGGGGAAGUACAGGGCUCUGAGGAUGGAGUUCUCCCUGCCUCCCUCCACCUACGCCACCAUGGCCAUCAGAGAGGUGCUCAAGAUGGACACCAGCAUCAAGAACCAGACUCAGCUCAACACCACCUGGCUCAACUAACACAACAGAAGCGGGCCCACUGAGCUUCAUAUAGGCCCACUGGACUGCUUUUCCAGGCUGCCGAGCAGUCUGUCCUUUAGUGGGUGUCUACUUACUGUAUGUGAGACUAACAGUCUAUAUUGUGCGUGUGGGAGUGUUUUGAUACUUUGCCAAGCCAAAGGUCAUUCCUCUCAAGGUGUGUCAGUCGGGGUGAUGGGAAAUCUUACCUCAUCCCACGCAACCAAGAGUAACAACUGAUAUUAUAUUCUUACUACUCUGAUUAUUUUCUUAGUUUCUUCAUUUUUUUUUAUCAGGAGGUUUUUACUCUCUUUUAAAGCUUUGCUGCACUGGAGAAAUUCCGAGAUAUGUUUUUGAAACAGCUGAUGUGCUACAGAAGCACUUUAAAUGGGCUGUGUAGAACAGUUUGUGUAACCCAUGGUGGUGCUCUGUGACACCCCUGCUACUUCCCAGGGUACUACAAUGACCUGACCCUGGUUGUACAGAAUUACUGUUUGCUUUUUUAACUGUAAAUGUUUCGUUUUUUUGGAAACCAGCUCUCUUACAGAGAGAGAAUUAAAAUGUUGAGUGCAAA
Messenger RNA from Salmo salar (Atlantic salmon), 2929 nucleotides. RefSeq names its product pseudouridylate synthase 7 homolog (S. cerevisiae) (gene pus7). The record is from RefSeq and is marked provisional. Gene Ontology annotation, biological process: pseudouridine synthesis. Gene Ontology annotation, cellular component: nucleus. Lineage: Eukaryota; Metazoa; Chordata; Actinopteri; Salmoniformes; Salmonidae. Gene Ontology annotation, molecular function: RNA binding; pseudouridine synthase activity.